Messenger RNA from Haliotis rubra (blacklip abalone), 1155 nucleotides. RefSeq names its product alpha-1,3-mannosyl-glycoprotein 4-beta-N-acetylglucosaminyltransferase C-like. Lineage: Eukaryota; Metazoa; Mollusca; Gastropoda; Lepetellida; Haliotidae. The transcript has 2 exons. Gene Ontology annotation, biological process: protein N-linked glycosylation. The coding region runs from base 1 to 1155 and encodes 384 amino acids. Gene Ontology annotation, molecular function: acetylglucosaminyltransferase activity. The record is from RefSeq and is a predicted model, not a curated record.
AUGCCCUGUAUCCAGGAAUUGAUGUUGUCCUAUGUGUCCUUUAACAAUUCGGUCACGAACAAGUUUGCUAAAAUAUUUGGUUUCCUGACAAUUGGCUUGCCAACUACAAGACGACCAAACGCAUCAUACGUCAUCGAAACACUGAGGUCUCUGGUUGGUCACACAACUGAUGAGGACAAGAAUAAUACGACGAUAGUUAUUUUCCUUUCCGAUAGAAACGCCACCUACGCAGAGGAAUUUGCGCAAAACGUAAUCCUGUGGUUUCCUACGGAAUUGGAAAACGGCUUUAUUCAUGUUGUUCGCGCACCUGAUGCCUAUUACCCAUCAUUAAAAAACCUGAAGAAAACCUAUGGAGAUGACAUGGAACGUGUAAAAUGGCGAUCCAAACAGAAUCUUGAUUAUGCCUUUCUCAUGCAUUAUUCACAGCCUCUUUCCGAAUACUACCUGCAGCUGGAGGAUGACGUCAUCGCAGUUCCUAAUUAUCUGGGUCAGAUAAAGUCUUAUAUACAACUGAUGAACACACAUGAGGUAUGGACUAUGCUGGAAUUUUCUCGCCUCGGUUACAUUGGUAAACUGUAUCACAGUUCUGAUGUUGGUAAACUUGCUCAUUUGUUGUGGGGUUUCUUUAACGAACAACCUUGUGACUAUCUGCUGACGCAUUUUCAGAAAAUAAUGUUGCAGAAAUCACGCUUCAUUUAUCCGAAGGAACUAUUUCUACACAGUGGGUAUUAUUCAUCGUUACCAGACCAGACCAGACCAAAGUUGGUAAAAACCACUGCGGCCACAUUGUCCACGACAAUGACCAUUCACGAGCGUUUCACUUUGGAUAACGUAUACUCAGGCAAGGGGAACAUGUGGGCAAAAGAUGUAAAAAUUGGAGAUACAGCGACGAUAACAUUCACCAAACCUCGAAAACUGGUACAGAUAACCAUAGCUACUGGGGCCAAGAGCCAGAAGAUGGAUGUAGCGGAAAGCGCCAUCUUGGAGUACAGCAGUGACACAACCUGUACAACGUACACGUAUCUGUGUACGUUUGAUGAAGCAGGUGAAGCAAAUUAUGUCAAAGAUGGCCUUGAAAGUGUUCGAUGUCUGAGGAUGAGGAUGACAAAAUCUCAAAAAUACUGGCUCAUUAUCAAUGCAAUACGUAUAUUGUAG